GCAAAUAAUUGUUUUAAAAUGAAUGUUCCAUAAUUGUGAGACGGGAAUUUUACUUGAAAGGCCUUAGAAAGGCAUGCACAAACUGCGAGUCACAUUUCAGGUUAUGUUGGGUUUAUAUCGAAUAUCGAUAGUUCUGUCAUACGUCGAAUGAGUAGCGUUUUGUUCAACUCUACCGAGAACCAUCUUGGCAAGGCAUUCUGUAGCCUCUAUACUCGCUAUUGCUUAGCGAAAAGCAUUAGCGGACUUAUAAUUGUUUUUAGUGCUAAGGAAAUUAAUCCACGUAUUGUGGAUCUCCAACAGAUAUCCUGGAAAUUCUAAUUUCAAUGUGUAUGGCUACAGAGGAAGUGUUGUAAUUACGAAUAGUUUUUAAAAUGAGAAUGUUUUCGGAUGAUCUAGGACAUGAUUUCCAUCAGUUUGUCUGUGUAUUGGUCUGUUUGCCUCCGUGUCCUUGAAAUUUGAGGAGAUUUCAACACAAUGUUACCACAAAGCCAAGGGCGAAAAAGCUUUGCAGUUUUUAGUCUCCUGAUCAUUUUCAGAAAAAAAUUGUAAAAAUUGCAUAGUUAACGUCUUUCUAAGUUACAUCAAACAAUCUUAUGCAGUGAUGACAGCCUUGUGUGUAUUUUGGUGAGACUGUGCUCGCAUACAUGGAGUUCCACUUGGAUAGCGCAGAAUAUUGCCAAGCCCAACACAAAUAAACAAUUUUGUAUAAAAAGACAUACCACUGAGCUUAGUCAUUAAAAUCAGUGUAUUAUAAAAAUAAAAACAAAAAAAUUGGAUUCACCUCACUGGGAGCCAAAUUAGUAAAUUUAUGCAGCGUUUUUGAGUUAAUUUGUAGUAGAUACACAUAAUUUCACUUCGCUAAAAAGCAUAUCAUCACUUAGUGUAAAUAAAAGUUAAUACCAGUCAUCUAGUAGGUUUAUUUUAUUUUAUUUCUUUGAAAAGACUGAUUGUUUUACCGUUCAACAAGCAACCUGAAACAUAAAAAGCGUAAAUACGUAACAUAAAUAACAUAACCUAAAAAUAGUAAAAUCCGGUCUUCUAACCUGGUGUGUGCCGCUUGGGUGAUGAACCAGAAUCCCGUGGUGACAACUUCAGCCAUGCGUCAAAAAGAUAUCCGACCAGCUCCAGCCGAGAUCGAAUACAAAGGCUUCAAAUUCCUUAUUACCGACCGACCAUCUGACCAAACCAUCAACGCCUAUAUACAGCCAUCCUACAAGACCGACGAGCUGACCAAGGAAAACAUUGAAGUGCACGACUUGGGAUAUGACGACGGUACUUUUCCACCACACAAGAUCGUCGAAGAGUGGUUCCGGAUCCUCAAGAGGCAGUUCAACGAGAACCCUGACUGCUGCGUAGCCGUACAUUGUGUCGCUGGCCUUGGCAGGGCGCCUGUCAUGGUUGCCUUGGCCCUUAUCGAACUGGGGCUUAAGAAGCGGCGAGGUGCAAUCAACGCGAAACAGUUGGCAUUUCUGGAGAAAUACCGUCCAAAAUCGAGGCUAAAAGCAAAAAACGGUCACAAGAACUCUUGCUGCGUACAGUAAACAUAUAUAUAUAUAUAUCUCACUUAAUAUGUGUUCAAUAAAUAAAAUCAACAGGGCACUUAACUACAUUUCUGUCUCUGAUUUAAUGUAUGUGGAAUAUACGUAAAAUGUCUAUUUUAAAAAAUGAAAAAAUAUGUAACUAACAUUUUUUCAAAUCUUGUGUUACAAGCUUUUAGACCCGUCGUUCAGUUGAGAAAGUGAGGUUUUCCUAAAAAAUAUAAAGCAAGCAAAUUUACGAAAUGUUAGUCAUCUGAUUCAAAUUCUGGAUAUCCACAAUGCAUUUUAUAUAAGGUGUCCACUGACUUCAUGUACGAAACCAAUCAUCUUUCAUUCUCGAAAUGUGAAAAAAUUAAUCAUCUCCAAAAACACGUUGCUCGCAGAUUUCAUGACUAAACAAAAUUAUGAAUUUUGGUGAUCGAGUGUUUCUUAUACAAUGAUCGUAUAUUAUAUAGAAGUAUUUUUUAAAUUUUUGGAACCAUUCAAGGUUUUUGAAAAGAUUGUUGUGGUAUGCCUAUCUAAUUUGCUCGUAAGGAACUGAGGUUCUGAAUACUCGUUGUUUCUUGAAUCUGUCAAUUCAGAACGCAGGACGUAACCAAAAAGAAACAGGAAUAAUUCGCCAACCAAACCUUUUUUUUCCUUUCAAUUCGACGUAUAACCAGGUACAUCUUGCAUUAUUCCCAAAUUCUUUUGGGAUACUACUGGCAUAUUACCUGAAUUAAGCAAUAAUUAUCACGAUAAUAUCAUGUGUUUCGGCUUAUGUGCCUUUACGCUUAAGAAUGAGCUUACACGAACAUUAUUUUCUCGUAAAAAUGUUUUGUUCUGGUAGACUACCAGCUGUGAUAUUUGAUGUUCUACGUAGUGCAAUCGAGGUUAUUUUUUAUAAAAAAAUUGCUGUUUUUGUGCUAUCAUAAAUGUAUAUUUUAAUAGCUAGGCUAUUUGAUUUUUUCUUGGUCCUUAUUUUGUCUAUAUUUCUAGCUGCGCUUGAAUAGUAACUUCUUUUAUUAUAAAUGAGAACUGCUUAAUAAUUUGGCAUAGCCUGUCUUUAUUUUCGCUAUAAUUCGUCUUGUACGAUGACCUUGCCACCUUUGUACAUGGAGUUAUUGGUUCUAUUUUUUUCGAAUUCCGAAUAACAUAAAUAUAUUAUCAAGUUCCUAAUCAAUUUUACAUUCUUGAAUUCUGAUGGAGACUAAAAAUGUCGUUUAACUACAGAAACUGUCAUGCCUGAUGUAAUUUUGAAUAUAUUUCAUUAUAUAGGCUAGUCGUCUCGAGAAGAUGCCUGAAAAGAGAUUAUGUGUGGUAGUUAUAGCGCUUUACUUGUAGUUUUAGUGGGAAGUGCCAAAAAUACACGGCCUGGGUGAAUAACAGCAACGAAAAAUCCUAUAUUUAAAAAAUCUGUAGAUCCGGUCAACAAUCGCUUUGGAUUGUUUCCCACCACUCUUUAGAUGUUCAUUUACCAUGAGCACGAGACAGCAACGCUAUAUGAAGCUGAACAGGAAAUAAUCAUAUCCUUUUUGCACUUUGUUGUUUGAAAAAUAAUAAUAAUAGUUUUUAUUUAAAAGCUAAAAGCUUUUCAUACCAACCAGGAAUGGCACGUAUUAAUUUCUUUUAAAAUCACGAUUGCUUUUAUAUUUUUCUAGUUCUUGUAAGAACGUUUAACUCCACAGUCGUUCUUUUAUAAAGAUGAAAAUUUUGGCAACUAGUCGCACAGCUUCAAGUGGUGGAGGAAUGUUUGCUAUGACCCCCACCAUUGGGAUCUUGAAAUCAAAUUACGAAGUCGCAAAUGGAGACAAAGUUGCGUAUUUAGGAAAUUAACAAAAUGCCGCUCAGAAAUUUUCGAAUACUAAAAUACGGAAAGACAGAAUUUUAACAAAAUCGUUUUAAUUUUUUCCUGAACUUAUUUGUAGUACAUUGCAAAAUAAAAUGCACAUUAACAUUGCCACUUUUUCUGCGAUAAGACGUUUGUUGUUUUUUUUUGAAAAAAAAAAUGUUUCUGGAAGGAAACUUAUAUUUUUCAGGAAUUUGUCCGUAUCUAAAGAAGACUUUUGCAAAACUGCCUAAUGGAAAUUAAAUCUUAUCACGUUCUUAACUUUCUCUUUGUACUCCAGUAAACUUCGUAUCAAGAAAUUCUAUAGUAGGAACCAAAAUAAUUUUGCAUGACAGUUAUUGUGAAACAGCUGCAAUUCUUAUGACAUAGAUCAUUUUUUUAUUUUUCCAGAUUGAUGUCUAAAAGGAAUUAUUUUUAAAGUGAAAAAGUAAGAAAUCAAGCACUAUUACUUACAAAAUCUUGGUCAAUUCAUAUUCAGUUCUGCAUUUCCAGUCGUAGCUUACCAUGUUUUCAUCACAUACAUUACAAAUGUACAGAGGCAAAUAUUGAUUUUCGAAGGUCUAAUCAUUUCGCUAGAAAUUCAAAUGCAAGUUCGGAAAUAAUUUUAUUUACACUAUUUUGUAUCCGUUAGUCUCGAGACCUUGUUGCUUUUACCUAAGGAAUAGGAGACAAUACUCUUAAUUCUGAUACUGUACCCCCUUUUCUUAAAAAACAGUUGUCAAGACAAUAGAAACUUACAGAGUUUAUUUCAGUGAUUGAUAUGUUGAAAAGAUCCGAUCUGAUUUUUGUACAGUGCUAUCCAAGAUUUAUAGAAUCCAUCAGUUCUCCAGCAGCAACUUUAGUUUUUCUUAUAUACGCCAUAUCGGAUUUUUGCACAGAUGAAUAUAGUUUUUAAUUCUGAUCCCAAAAAUGUAUAUUGUGUCGUACAUUGACAAAGCCAAACAUCAGUUAUUAAAAAAAAACAAUGUCCUGGGUAGGCCUUGUAAUUAUCAGAUAGUCAUUUGUUACAGAUACCAGAUUUUUUCGUGACUUUAUUUGAAAUGGGAUUUCAAAAUAAGUUGCAUGUUGGAAUUGCUACUUUUUACUAUACAAAAGAUCGCGUUGUCAAAUUUUCAAUUCGAGGUUUUUUUCUUUUGACUUCUAUCACCAACCUUGUUUAAGGAAAUAAAAAGGUGGUGAAACCUGAUCACAAAAUGAAAAUUUUAUUUAUGAUAAUAACAAAAUGACCGUUAUUUUGUAGGCAAAGCACGACUCUGUAUUGUACACUGCUCUAUUAAUUUCCCUUCUUCUUAGUCUUCCAAACUCUGUUGAUAUGUUCAAUUUGAUGUCUGGUCUGGUUUACGAAACAAGGGACUAUCUGAUGAUUACAAGGCCUACGUAGGAAAUUCCGUUUUUCAGGAGUAACUAAGUUUUGUCAGUGCCAAUGUAUGACAUAUUAUACAAUUGAAAACUAUUUAUCUGUUCGAAAAUACAGUAUGGCAUCCAUCAGAAAAAUAAAGUUGAUGCUGCAGGACAAAAGACAAACUAAAUUACAAUUAUAGAUGAACAAAAGUGGUAUUGCUAAUGUGCAAUUUAUUAUGAAAUCCCACUACAGAUAAAGUCUGGUAAAAAUUAUAUCGUCUCUCCGGAAGUACGUUGAAGCUGUCUAAGCGGCAUUUUACCGUUUACGUAAAUACCGAACUUGGCCGCAUUUAAGCGUCUUCGUAUCUCUUAUUAUUUCCAAGAUCCCAAUGGUUAGGUUCGAAUUUGAAACCCUCGGUAUAGCAGAACAAAAUGAAUGCGUAUCUGUAUCAUCAGAGGUUCAUUUUAACUAACAAUCGUUAUCACGGGGUGAAUAAACAAUUCAAGCCAUUGUGAUGGCUUGGCUGUGGUAUCCGGUCGUUGGUGACUAAGGAUAUAUUUAUAAAUUCGCAGUAUAAACAAAAAAAUAAACAUGAAUUUCUCAACUGCUUAUGACUUAUUUCAAACCUACCAGGCUGGGAACUUUUGACGCUCAAUACAUAGCUCAGAUAAUCUAGUCCCUUUCUUCAAAUAGCGUAAAAGCUAUAUUUGAAAACUUCUCGACAAGAUCAGAUGAAACAUCUGUUUUCCAGAUUUAGCAAUUUUUUAUUGUCGAUUGGGCAACAGUUCUUAAUUUUUGUAUGUGGCAAUUUUACCGUAUAUAUGUAUAUUUUGACAUCUGAAUUGCUGCGUACAAAAAGUGUAGCUUUUACUUUUAGUACAUGUUAUCACUUUUACGUUGAAUAAUAAGAAAGUUAGAGCUCUUGCAACUAUGACGUCAUUUUUUGUCUUUCACGUCCCGAAUUUCAAUCAGAUGGCUAUGGUUAUUUAUAUAAAAACAUUUCUUCAAAAAUAAAGAUGGCUCUAUCGGAUAGAAUGUUCUAAUAUGCAAGUUUACCUAUUUUAAAUCAAGUUUUAAUAGUAUUUUGUUCUAGGAUGUACUGCUCUGGUUUUAAAACGUAACUAAUGAAUGUAUUAAAUGUUAAAUAUCGUGUACCAGCUAUUAUAUCAACUUAUCUUUAUUGAUGAACUAUAAUUGUUAUUUAUUUAGAUAUUGUUCAUAAAACCAUUAAAAAUUAAUUUUGACGAGUAUAUACUAGUUCUUUUCGUAGGCAAUUAUAUUUAAUAUACGAUUCAUACGCGUCAUUAUUUUUUAUCCAUAACAGAAAACAAUGGCAACAAUUUCCGUUACAUUAUUGAUAAAAUUUAUAACUUAUAUUUUAUAAAUAUAUUGCAGUCAUGAUGAUCACUUACAUGUUCACAUUUUUUAUGUAGAUUUUUGGAUGAAUAUAUUUUAUUAUUAUGGGUACCAAUUUUGAGUUUCAUUUUUAUGCUUUAUGGCCACGCGGAACAAACAUGGGAAUUUUGAGUAGUGAAUUUAUGGGGAAUUGUCUCAAAAACUCCCCCGACGCACAUUCUAUGUGAAAACCUGUCAAAAAUCGGAAAAUAAACAGC
Messenger RNA from Acanthoscelides obtectus, 6321 nucleotides. Lineage: Eukaryota; Metazoa; Arthropoda; Insecta; Coleoptera; Chrysomelidae. The record is from the annotation of a GenBank genome assembly.